AUGUCCAACGCUGCUCCCACUCACGAGUCGUAUCUUGUCGUCGGCGGCUGCGGCUUCCUCGGAAGGCACAUUGUCGAGGCGCUGCUCGGCCGUGGAGAGACCAACGUUGCCGUGUUCGACCUUGUCCAGCGUCACUUUGACUCGAACGUGACCUUCUACAUUGGCGACAUUUCCAAGAUUGAGGACGUGUCCAACGCUGUGGUCAAGUCGGGUGCCCAGAUCGUGAUCCACACUGCGUCGCCGACCCACGGUCUCGGCAAGGACAUUUACGAGAAGGUCAAUGUUACGGGUACCGAGAACGUGAUUGAGGCGUGCACCAAGGCGGGUGUCCCCAAGCUCGUGUACACGUCGUCGGCGGGUGUCAUCUACUCUGGUCAGGAGAACCUCGUCGACGCCGACGAGCGUAUCCCCUACCCCAAGGUGGCUCUGGAUGCGUACAACGACACCAAGGCGCGUGCCGAGGAGCUUGUUCUUGCUGCCAACGGCAAGGACGGCCUCCUCACCUGCGCUCUCCGCCCCAGCGGUAUCUUUGGCCCUGGUGACCGCCAGGCCAUCUCUGGCUUCCACUCGGUCAUCAAGAAUGGCCAGACCAAGUUCCAGAUUGGCUCCAACGAAAACCUCUUCGACUGGACAUAUGUCGGCAACGUCGCCCACGCCCACCUCUUGGCCGCCGACAAGCUGGCGACGGCCUACCCCAUCGCGGGGCUGCAUGAGCCCCUCCCCGAGGUCGACCUCAGCCUCGGCCACCACCGUAUCCCCACCUCGCACGCCCACCCUCUCGGCCCCAAGACCAACCCUACGGACGAGGAGAAGGCGAUUGCCGCCCGCUUCGAGAGCGACGAGAUCGACCCCUCGGACCUGCGCCCCGUCCUCCGUUCCAAGAUGGACCAGUUCUGCGACCUCGCCGAUGGAGCCGAGACCGAGUCGGCCCCCGUCGCUGGCCAGGCCUUCUUCAUCAACAACUGCGAGCCCGUCAACUUCUGGGACUGGACCCGCGCCGUGUGGCGCGAGCUCGGCCACACCCCGGCAUACACCAUCACCCUGCCCACUGGUGUCGGUCUCGUCCUCGCCACCCUCGCCGAGAUGUUCAGCAAGGUCACAGGCCGCGAGCCGGGCUUCACCCGCUUCCGCGUCACCUUUGCCACCCAGCAGCGUUACUACGACUCGGAGCGUGCCCGCCGUCUGCUCGGCUACACGCCCCUGGUCGGCAUCACCGAGGGCCUCGAGCGCUGGACCGAGUGGUACAAGGGCGAGCUGUCCAAGCAGGAGGCCGCCAAGUGA
Messenger RNA from Apiotrichum porosum, 1281 nucleotides. It is a transcript of the gene ERG26, whose product is annotated as erg26, C-3 sterol dehydrogenase. The transcript has 2 exons. NCBI's taxonomy places the organism in Eukaryota, Fungi, Basidiomycota, Tremellomycetes, Trichosporonales, Trichosporonaceae. Bases 1 to 1281 code for a protein of 426 amino acids. The record is from RefSeq and is a predicted model, not a curated record. Gene Ontology annotation, biological process: steroid biosynthetic process. Gene Ontology annotation, molecular function: 3-beta-hydroxy-Delta5-steroid dehydrogenase (NAD+) activity.